Molecule: messenger RNA, 2500 nt
Organism: Drosophila subpulchrella
Lineage: Eukaryota; Metazoa; Arthropoda; Insecta; Diptera; Drosophilidae
Product: cullin-1
Exons: 3
Coding region: 171-2183 (670 amino acids)
Biological process (GO): protein ubiquitination; SCF-dependent proteasomal ubiquitin-dependent protein catabolic process
Cellular component (GO): SCF ubiquitin ligase complex
Molecular function (GO): ubiquitin protein ligase binding
Source: RefSeq, a predicted model, not a curated record
UAAAAAUUAUUAAUCAUUGCUUAUAGGAAAAACUGGAGAAUCGGCUGCCUGAUAUUAUAUUUUUCAAUUACCUAAAAUAUAAGAAUUCAGCUCGAAGAGAACUCAGCAAAAGUGUUUCGUAGAAUAUUAAAUAUUUCGGGUGCAGUCGAAAGUUAAUCAAGUUACUAGCAAUGAAUCUUUCACGUCUCAUUUACAUUGAGUCUGGAGAAAGACGCCGUAAUCACCUUGAAUCUUUGGAGAACCUCUGGCAGAAGGAGUUAAAAUUUCUGGAGCAGCUCUUUGAUCAGAACAUUCCAUUUGCUCCCAAGGAUCUCAUGAAGUUUCACGACUACGUCUACGUCCACUGCUCGAGCUUUGUUCACAAUUCGAGUGUCCGUUCCCAGGAUCCCGGGAAACAUCUGUACGGUGGCCUAACCGUGUACCUUAACUCACGACUAAAAGAAAUAUCUAGGGGAAUGGAAAACAUUCUGGAUAAUGAAGACUUGGUAGUUGAGUACGUUGGACAUUGGAAGAAGUAUCGGAAAGCUUGCGAGGAAUUGGACCGAGGCUGUCGUUAUCUCAACUCAAACUGGGUGAAACGGGAGCGGUUUGAGGGCCACAAACAUAUCCAGGAGGUAUACCGCAUGGCCAUGAUCCGAUGGAAAGAGGAGGUGUUCAGUCCCAUUGACAGGGCCCUGGUCACCGCCAUUACCCUGAUCUUGAGGCACAAUCCCAAGGAACACACCAGAUUCCUGGUAUACCAGGUGCUUCAAUCGAUUGUAGAGCUGUAUGCCAAUGAUGAAAGGCAGGAAGUGCCAGUGCCUUCCAAACUCAACAACGUUUUCACUGAGGAGGUGGUGGGUUUCUACAAGUCGGAGACCCUGGCCGCAUUCCAAAGGAUCAUCCUAUCCAAUACCUACACCGAUUUUAAGCACUUUCUCAAGUACUCAAGCCUAGCCAUGCCAGAAAUCAAGGAAGGCGUUCAGUUUAAGGGAUUCGUGAAGAGGCACCUUGCUUCGCAGCUGGAGAAAGCUAUUGCGAAAUCAUUGGGUGGCAAAGAUUACGUUCAAGCCAUUUUGACAAUUCGACAUAGUCCCUUGGAGCGGGCAAUGCGGGAUCACAAAGAGCUGGUGGCCGCAAUCGAUGAGGUGUGCUCGCAUGCGAUAAACAAAAUGGAUCAGAAAAUUGAUCCUAUCAGGGUAUUGAUCAUAUACUCCAACGAACUGAUGACGAAGAAGUCCGAGGUUGAAAUUCUGGAAGAACUUAAAAAGAUCGUUGAAGUUGUGGAGUUCAUAAACGAAAAGGACAAGUUCAUUCAAAAAUAUUGCAGAGUUUUAAGAGCUCGACAAGUCCAAGAGACAUCAAUCUGGGACGGAAAUGAGUCGACAAUGAUUUCCCUGCUGACCAAACGGUUCGGAUACGGUGCAACUCAUACUUUAAGAACUCAGUUGAAGGAUUUAGAAGAGUCGAAGAUAAAAGUUGGUCUGUUUCAAAAUUACAUGGAUAAUAAGGGUGUCAAGCUGGGCUUUGAUUUUCGCCUCAAGUAUUUUCGCAACAGAGGUCUUGAUGAGAGUUUUAAUCUCAUUUUGCCCAAGGAACUACGCAUAGCUGUGGAGGAGUUUGAAUCGUUCCACACCGAGGAUAAGAAGAUUGUAUUUCACCACGAAUUAUCCACCGGCGAGAUAAUCUGUAAUUUGGGUCAGUCGACCAAAAUUCUUGAGGUGAGCACUUUGCAAAUGUCGAUUUUGCUGUUGUUCAACGAACAGGAAAGGUUCACGGAGCAAGAGUUGGCAGAGAGGUUGGGCACACCAAAGGAGAUCCUGCAACCGGUACUGGAAUUUUGGAAAAGGAUCAGCUUCCUGAUUCCUACCGGAACUUCUGUGGAAGUCAACAUGAAUUUCACAAACAGGAAGCGCCGUCUUAACUUUAACAAGGCUAUGGUUACUGUUAAAACUAGAAGGAUUGAUGAAAAAGAAGAUUCUGACUUAAAACUAAGGCGAAAAAACCAAAUGGAUGCUGCAAUAGUGCGCAUAAUGAAAAAGCACAAGGUGCUGGAACAUUCGCAACUAAUUGCAAAUGUAAUAGAAGAGCUGAGUAAUUUGUUUAUCCCAAAAGUAGCAUUUAUUAAAGAAAGCAUUGAUACUUUGAUCAAUAAGGAUAUUGUGAUGCGUUGUGGAUUUGGCACUUACAGAUACAUCAGCUGAAAACAUAUAGUCAAUUGUUAUUUUUAAAUAUUCUUUAAGCCAUUCAAAACGAAUUUUUAAGAUUAAAAAUUUAACAUGUCGACCAAAUUUAUUUUGUGUACGAAUGCAUACACAAUUAUAAUAAUAUCCAAAGUGUUUAUUACAAAAAUAUUUUAAGUGACGGGAAUUUUGCCAAAUUUUUACCAAUCAAUUUACGGCUGUUAUCAUUAAAGUAUGUUUUUCUCUUACUCAAUUCUUUAGCUAAAUUAUUUUAAUUACCUUGGCUUUAACUUUUAUAUUUAUUUAGUAUCUUAACGGUUGAACUUAUUUAAAACUCA